GCAGGCAGAAGACUAGACACCAUGUACAUGAGCGGGUGGGUCCUGCUGAUGUUAAAGCGCUGACGCGGAAUGAUGACGUCCUCUUUCCCCGCUGUUCGAGAGGAGGUUUGGAAUUUAAGUCCACCAUCCAUCGUUAAUCUACAAUGGCCGAGGAAGGCAUCGCUGCCGGAGGUGUGAUGGAUGUCAACACCGCUCUUCCCGAUGUGCUCAAGACCGCACUGAUCCACGAUGGCCUGGCCCGUGGUAUCCGCGAGGCCGCCAAGGCUCUGGACAAGCGCCAGGCCCACCUCUGUGUCCUUGCGGCCAACUGCGACGAGCCCAUGUACGUCAAGCUGGUGGAGGCCCUCUGCGCUGAGCAUCAGAUCAACUUGAUCAAGGUUGAUGACAACAAGAAGCUCGGUGAGUGGGUCGGUCUGUGCAAGAUUGACCGGGAGGGCAAACCCCGCAAGGUGGUGGGCUGCAGCUGUGUCGUCAUCAAGGAUUAUGGCAAGGAGUCUCAAGCAAAAGACGUGAUUGAGGAAUACUUCAAAGCCAAGAAAUGAGGUGUCAAUAAAAUGUGGAAAUGAA
Myripristis murdjan (pinecone soldierfish) is the source of this 567-nucleotide messenger RNA. It is a transcript of the gene rps12, whose product is annotated as ribosomal protein S12. Bases 144 to 542 code for a protein of 132 amino acids. Gene Ontology annotation, molecular function: structural constituent of ribosome. The record is from RefSeq and is a predicted model, not a curated record. The transcript has 6 exons. Gene Ontology annotation, biological process: translation. Lineage: Eukaryota; Metazoa; Chordata; Actinopteri; Holocentriformes; Holocentridae. Gene Ontology annotation, cellular component: ribosome.